CCUAAACCUAAUGAAUACUGAACUUCUUCCUCUUCCUUUAUCGUUUUCUUUCUCGGCUUCAGACGAUAUCUUCCGCCAACCAUUCUUCAUAAAUCACUAAAUAAGAAUGCAGGAAGAGGAAGAUCUGAUUAGCCAACUCCCUGAUGGCAUUCUUCUACUCAUCCUCGAUAAAAUCGACAUAUAUGAAGCGGUUAAAACAAGCAUGAUUCUCUGGAAAAACCUGUGGCGUUCCCUCCCCGGCCUCCGCUUCCACUUCCGUCCCGCCACCACUCCCUUCCGCAUCCACUUACAAGAUUUUACCAUCCACUCUACCUUUGUUUCCCAGUUGCUAUCUCACCGUGACGCCGCAGCCGCCGUCCACGACUUCCACCUCUUAUUCGACGGCCCUACCCCCGUUCCACAAUUUCCAUGCGGAGUUGACCGGGAAUUCUUGGAGGAAUGCGUGCUCUACGCCAUCAAUCACGGCGUUCAAUCCAUCCGCCUCCACUGGCCCACCUACCGCAAACUCAGGCUUCCGCCAGCGUUUCUCACCUGCAACACGCUACGUGAGCUCGAGAUCAGGGAUUUGUUCUGCCCGGUUAAACUACCUGGACGCUUAUCUUUACCGUAUUUGAAAACCCUUCAUCUUCACACCAUCGUUUUGGUCUUCGCCAAUGAUCACCAUAGGAUGGACCCCUUUUCCGCCCUUCCGGAGCUGGAGAAGCUUACUCUCACUAGUUUUGUGUGUGAUGGCCUCGUUGUUAUAAAGGCUCCAAAGCUUAGACUUCUUGAAAUCGAGAAUUAUUAUUUAAAUAUGGAAGAAAUCUCUGCCCCAUUGCUUACCUCAUUUACAUACAAGUGUUUAGCUGCUUGGGAAUGUGCCAAGGUGAAUCUCCCAAUCUUGGAACAAGUCUAUUUAGACAUUGACCAGGUUUUCAAUACCAACUGUCUUACUAUGCUUCACCAAUUUGGGAAUGCCUCUGCUGUUUCAUUGACUUCCAACACUCUGCAGAUUCUCCAACGCGAAUUUGGUUUCUCUGACCAAACUCCUAUUCCAUUUCCCAACAUGAAAUGUCUCAAAGUGAUGAAAGGACGUUAUACAAGUCUCAUAGUGUGUCCGAGUGUAAUAAACUAUUUGACAAGGACUUUGAACUGCGAGGUGGAGCUUUCUCCUAAUUUAUUUGAUAUUGAACACAUGACUGACGAAGAAAUGUACGACUAUCAAAACUCCUUAAAACAAUUGGUACACCAAUAUAAUGCAACUUAGUUGGUAAGAUAUUUUCACUUCAACAAUAGGGGACCAUUGUUGAUUCGGAACUAUGAUUUUUUUUUAAAUGCAUUUUCCCUUGGAUUUGAUUUGUUUACUUUUGACGUAUUAGUUUUUAAGAUUGUUUGUAUU
This is a messenger RNA of Salvia splendens (bonfire salvia), 1378 nucleotides long. Its product is annotated as F-box/LRR-repeat protein 13. Gene Ontology annotation, molecular function: protein binding. Bases 107 to 1246 code for a protein of 379 amino acids. NCBI's taxonomy places the organism in Eukaryota, Viridiplantae, Streptophyta, Magnoliopsida, Lamiales, Lamiaceae. The record is from RefSeq and is a predicted model, not a curated record. The transcript is spliced from 3 exons.